Closterium sp. NIES-67 is the source of this 405-nucleotide messenger RNA. The record is from the annotation of a GenBank genome assembly. NCBI's taxonomy places the organism in Eukaryota, Viridiplantae, Streptophyta, Zygnematophyceae, Desmidiales, Closteriaceae.
AGAUGCGGUGCGGGUGCGAACCGCUCGCUCUCAACUGGUGGUGCACGCCACCGUGGAGCUGACGCUGCUGUCAAAUAGAACGCGUCGCUGACCUGACGGUGCCAGCCAGACGAUCCAUUGCGACGAUCUGCGGGGUCUCUGCCUUCGUGUACACCAAUGUGCGAGUGUCGCCCCAACCAGGUUAUACCUGCUGCGACGGCCGUGCAGACGGUUUGGGGACCAGCACGCCACAGAGAGUCGUCGGCCUAUAGACGGAAUCGUGCAACUCGAACCAGACCUUUCACAACUGACCACAUCGGACUGACAAUGGCGCUUCGUUCAAAAUGCCGAAACCGAGACUAGCGACGCGCUGUAACGUUGGCAUUUGGUGAAUCUUUUUCGUUGAGGUCCGAAAUGUGAUUGUGC